GUACGUGACUCGGUGAGAACAGUCCCUGGAGCCGCGCCCAGCACCGUGUGUGCGCGGUUUGUUUACGUCCCCCGCUGGCGUGCGUGCGCGUGUGUUCGCUGGGAGCGCCCUGGGUUCCUCGGGCUGCGUGCGCACCGUGUACUUCGGGGUUUGUGUUUGUGUGUGGCCGCACGCGCUCCCUGGAGACUGACACUAGCCCGGUGUACCUUGAAGUGGGUGCGCACGGGUGUCCACUGGAGCAAAUGCGGAAUAAGGAGCCGAGUGAAGGAAGUGGCCCAGUCGGUGGUCACGCCAGGCCUCCAGCCCAGAGGGCACCUUCUGCGAAAAUGUCCGUGGAUCCCUUAUCCAGCAAAGCCCUGAAGGUCAAGCGCGAGCUGAGCGAGAACACACCGCACCUGUCGGAUGAGGCGCUGAUGGGGCUGUCAGUGCGCGAGCUGAACCGCAACCUGCGCGGGCUGUCGGCGGAGGAGGUGACCCGGCUGAAGCAGCGGCGCCGCACACUCAAGAACCGCGGCUACGCGGCCAGUUGCCGCGUGAAGCGCGUGUGCCAGAAGGAGGAGCUGCAGAAGCAGAAGUCGGAGCUGGAGCGCGAGGUGGACAAGCUGGCGCGCGAGAACGCCGCCAUGCGCCUGGAGCUCGACGCGCUGCGCGGCAAGUGUGAGGCGCUGCAGGGCUUCGCGCGCUCCGUGGCCGCCGCCCGUGGGCCCGCGGCGCUGGUGGCACCCGCCAGCGUCAUCACUAUCGUCAAGUCGACGCCAGGCCCCUCCCCUGCUCCUGACCCUGCCCCCUGCUCCUAGUACCCGCCCUACCCCUGGAAAACUUCCCUUCCCAAAGUGCCUGAGUGCCUUCCUCUCGCGGUCUCCCGUUUUAUCUGCCACCGCUACCCACUGUGAUGUCUUCACAUUCCUUUCCUGGGCUCUUUCUAACUCUUGCAGGCCCUCAGACUGGGACCUGAUGGCCCUGGGAAGGGGCACCUUUGCUAAGUUGGGGGGAGGGCGUUGGGGUUCUGGGUUUCCCUGGGUUGAAAGUCUGUCUCAGAUUGGAAGGGAGGGGGUAUAGAAAUGGCGAGAAGAGCUGGUGGGAGAGGCUUUGGAAUGUGCCAGCAUGCCCUUCCGACCCUCCCAGGACUCAGGAGUAGGUGUGGCCUUGUGGGGCUGCCACGCCACCCUGUGAAGCAGAACUCAAAAAAGCCUCCCAACUCUGCUUGGGACCUGGGAAUGUCAGACUUUCCCAGGCUAAUUAAGCUCAGUUGACACAUGGGGAAGCUGUCGGGCAAAAAAAAAAAAAAAAAAACAAAACAAAACAAAACAAAAAA
Acomys russatus (golden spiny mouse) is the source of this 1315-nucleotide messenger RNA. RefSeq names its product MAF bZIP transcription factor F (gene Maff). NCBI's taxonomy places the organism in Eukaryota, Metazoa, Chordata, Mammalia, Rodentia, Muridae. Gene Ontology annotation, molecular function: DNA-binding transcription factor activity, RNA polymerase II-specific; RNA polymerase II cis-regulatory region sequence-specific DNA binding. The record is from RefSeq and is a predicted model, not a curated record. Gene Ontology annotation, biological process: regulation of epidermal cell differentiation; regulation of transcription by RNA polymerase II. Gene Ontology annotation, cellular component: nucleus. The transcript is spliced from 3 exons. Bases 243 to 797 code for a protein of 184 amino acids.